This is a messenger RNA of Vicia faba (fava bean), 2031 nucleotides long. The record is from the annotation of a GenBank genome assembly. NCBI's taxonomy places the organism in Eukaryota, Viridiplantae, Streptophyta, Magnoliopsida, Fabales, Fabaceae.
AUGAUUCAACCCCUCACAAUAUUUCAUAUCAUUGUUUUAAUAAUAUCUCCUUCACUGGCCUCGGCACAAGAAGAUGGAAUCAUAGCACAAUAUGGUUGUAAUUCAACAUGUGGAACAGUUUCAGUGCCUUUCCCAUUCGGAAUGAAUGAACCUCAUUGCUAUGCACACAAAUGGUUUGAAAUAGAAUGCAAAUUUGACAACAAUACUUCUUCUGAUGUUCCUAAACCUUACUUGAAGUCGUUAAAUCUUCAGGAUAGAAACACAUUUCUAGCUGUGGGAUGUAACAAUCUUGCUUUUCUUCAGUCUAAUGGGACAACCGUUGGUGGUUGUGUAUCAAUUUGUGACGACGACAACAACAACCGUAACAAUUUCAAUUUUAAUAGUGACGGUUGUAAUGGAAGAUAUUGUUGUGCAACCUCAUUGCCUUCACAUCUUUCAGAGUUUAACGCAACACUAAGAGGUUUAAGGGAACAGAGUAGUGAUGGUUGUGGUUAUGCUUUGAUUACAAAUGAUAACAGGAUACUUUUUGACAGUUCGGAUAAUAUGAACACGGAUGAUAAUGAGACAUUGAAUGAGUUGAAGAAUAUGGAAUAUGCUCCUGCAAUGUUAGAGUGGGAGAUUUUGAAUGAUAUGUUAAUUAAUUCCACAUUUCAACUACCUCCAAAUUGUUACAACUCCAAGGUUACUUCUUUAAGUAACAGAACCACCGGUCGGCAAUGUCAAUGCUCGUCCGAGGCUUACCCUGACUAUCUCUACCUUACUAGAGGAAUCUAUGGAAAUCCAUACCUUGGAGGCUGCACAGUUCCAAAGCAACACUUUUAUAGGAAUAAUCGAUGGAAGAAGUGGGUUAUUGUAGGAAUUUCAUCAAGUCUCGGAUCCAUCGGUUUUCUCAUUGGUUUAUGGUUUUUGUACAAAGCUAUGAAACGAAGAAUGAUUAAGAAACGCAGAGAAAAAUUCUUCAAAAGAAACGGUGGUCUGCUGUUACAAAAAAGGAUGUCUGCAGGAGAAGUAAAUGUUGAUAGAACUAUUCUCUUCACCUUGAAGGAUUUAAAGAAAGCCACUGAUAAUUUCAAUAAGGAUAGAAUUCUUGGAAAGGGAGGCCAAGGUACAGUUUACAAAGGCAUGCUGGUGGAUGGUAAAAUUGUUGCUGUGAAAAAGUUUAAGGUUGAAGGAAAGGUUGAAGAGUUCAUCAAUGAGUUUGUGAUUCUUUCACAAAUCAACAAUAGAAAUGUUGUCAGACUAUUGGGAUGUUGUUUGGAGACAGAAAUUCCUUUGCUUGUUUAUGAAUUCAUUCCCAAUGGUAACCUUUUUGAGUAUCUGCAUGACCAAAAUGAGGACAUACCAAUGACAUGGGACAUGCGUUUGAGAAUUGCCUGUGAAGUUGCUGGUGCUAUAUUUUAUUUGCACUCAGUUGCAUCUCAGCCAAUUUAUCAUAGAGACGUCAAAUCAACAAAUAUACUAUUGGAUGAAAAGUAUAGGGCAAAAUUAGCAGAUUUUGGAGCAUCAAGAAUAAUUUCAAUUGAAGCUACUCAUCUUACCACAAUGGUCCAAGGUACUUUUGGAUACUUAGACCCUGAAUAUUUUUACACUAGUCAAUUCACAGAGAAAAGUGAUGUUUACAGCUUUGGAGUAGUCCUUGCUGAACUUUUAACUGGUAAGAAGCCAAUAUCUUCUAUAACAAGAUCUGAGGAUUCAAAAAAUUUAGCUUCCUAUUUUGUUCAGUGUAUAGAGGAGAAUAUAUUGUUUGACAUUAUUGACAAAAGGGUCAUAGAAGGAGGAGAGAAAGAACAUAUCAUUUCAGUUGCAAAUCUUGCAUAUAGAUGCUUAGAAAUAAAUGGAAGAAAACGACCAACCAUGAAAGAAGUCACAUUAGAAUUGGAAGGGAUUAGGGGAUUCAAUAAGAAGCUUAAUGCACAACAAAAUAACGAGGAAAUUGAGUUUUCUGGAAUCGAACAGUACCAACCUUGGGAUGGGUUUUCUGCAUCAAAUUCAUUAUCAAUUAUCAGCAGCCAAACACACUCCACAGACUAG